UGUUGCACCAAUGUUACAUGAGGAAGUUCCGGAUACUGUAGUGACCGGCAGAAAUUUGAGAGCAGAUACACGUAAAACUUCAUCUGAAGAGAUUAAUCGGGCGGAUGAAGGAUCUUUAAACUCAACAGAGAGAAUGGUCGCAGAGAUGCUCAUUGAGCUGCCUCUAGAAACUCGUGUACCAGAAGUAGGUGCGGGAAUACAACCCGGGGACAUCACUGAUCAUUCAAUUUUAGAGACCCCACUCAGGUUCGAUGACAACAUUACUAAGUCACAAUGGUUGAUCCCUGACGAAAUGUUACCAAGCCAAAUAGGUUCGUCAAGUUUCUCUGUGUUUCAUCAAACGGGUCACAAAGAAUUUGUUAUGCCACUAAUGUCUGCUGACAAAGGAAUACAAGAGGCAGUGAUUAAUGCGAAAGUUGUAAUUGCUCAACCAGAUGUUAUUCCAACUAGGAUAGUCAAACCUAAUAAAUACUUCAGUUCACCUUAUAUGACCAAUUACGGCUCUGCAGAAGCUUCUGUUCAAGACCCCCACACCUUCCAUUUUUAA
Messenger RNA from Lycium ferocissimum, 547 nucleotides. RefSeq lists its product as uncharacterized. NCBI's taxonomy places the organism in Eukaryota, Viridiplantae, Streptophyta, Magnoliopsida, Solanales, Solanaceae. The record is from RefSeq and is a predicted model, not a curated record. The coding region runs from base 11 to 547 and encodes 178 amino acids. The transcript has 2 exons.